AUGACGGCGGUCAUCAACACGAUCCCACAGACACACAGACCUCCAUCUCCAGUGCCCAGCUGUGUGUCCAUGAAGAGUGAUGCAUCCAUUGGUGGUUAUCCUGACUUCAGCAGUGAACCAGUUCCAUCAGGUGUAGAGUUAAGGGCUGAUCUGACCCAGGAUCUAGGACCCAGGAGACACCUGCACACUGGACAUACACCAGGCAGAAAGAGGGAACUAGAUGAGAACCUGAAGAGAAUUAUAAAGAAUCACAAAGCCAGUCUGAAGAGGAGGUUUGAGAACAUCUCUGAAGGCAUCAUCAAACCAGGAGCUGAGAUACACCUCAAUAAGAUCUACACAGAGCUCUACAUCACAGGAGGAGAGAGUGAAGGGGUGAAUAAGGAACAUGAGGUUUGGCAGGUAGAGUCAGCGUCCAGAUCUCAAUCCACAGAGGACACACCGAUCAACUGCAACGACAUCUUCAAGCCUUUACCUGGAAAGGAGAAGCACAUCAGAACUGUGAUGACCAAAGGUGUUGCUGGAAUUGGAAAAACUGUCUCAGUUCAGAAGUUCAUUCUUGAUUGGACAGAUGGGGUGGCCAAUCAGGAUAAAGAUUUUAUGUUUCCGCUUUCUUUCCGUGAGCUUAAUUUAGUCUGGAGUAAUCAGUAUAGUCUUCACAGCCUCCUGCUUGACUUCCACCCUGAGCUGAAGAUACUGAAUGAUGGUGAAGGAUACAAAGACUGUAAGGUUGUGUUCAUCUUUGAUGGUUUGGAUGAGAGUCGGAUGACUCUGCACCUGGAGCAGAAAAGUGAGUUGUCUGAUGUGAAACAAACAUCAUCAGUGGAUGUUCUGAUGACGAGCCUCAUUCAGGGAACUCUACUUCCUUCUGCACUCAUCUGGAUAACCUCAAGACCAGCUGCAGCCUGUCAGAUUCCUGAUCAGUUCAUUGAUCAGGUAACAGAAGUACGAGGAUUCAAUGACACACAGAAGGAAGAAUACUUCAGGAGGAGAAUCAGCGAUGACAGUCAGGCCAACAGAAUCAUCUCACACAUUAAGACAUCCAGAAGUCUCCACAUUAUGUGCCACAUUCCAGUCUUUUGUUGGAUUGCAGCUACUGUACUUCAGCAAAUUCUAGAAAAGAAAAACAUCAAAGACAUUCCCAAAACGCUGACUGAGAUGUUCAUACACUUCUUGCUCAUCCAAACCACAAGAAAGGAUCAGAAGUAUCAGAGUGGAUCUGAAAAAGAUACAAAGAAACUUCUGGAAUCUCAGAGGAACAUUUUACUGAAGCUGGCAGAACUGGCUUUCAAGAAUCUAGAGAAUGGCAACCUCAUGUUUUAUGAGGAAGACCUGAGAGAGUGUGGCAUUGAUGUCAGUGAAGCCUCAGUGUACUCUGGCAUGUGCACUGAGAUUUUCAAGACAGAAAUUGUGGAAUCUCAAAGGAAGAAGGUCUACUGCUUUGUGCAUCUGAGUGUCCAGGAGUUUCUGGCAGCUGUGUUUGUGUUUCACUCGUAUUUAACUAAGAACCAUGAGGCAUUGGAAUCCCUCUUCAGUGAUGAGCGUAGAAAUGAACUCAAUCCAUCAAUGUUACAUUCUUUUCAAUCAGCACUAAGAUUAAAACCUCAAAACGACUUAAAUGUUUUACUUAAGAGUGCAGUUGAUAAGGCUUUGGAGAGCCAGAACGGACACCUGGAUCUAUUCCUUCGCUUCCUCAUGGGCAUUUCUGUGGAGAGAAAUCACAAACUUUUGCAAGGUCUACUGAGCAACACACUCAACAGUUCUCACAGUAUUAAGGAAACAUGUCAGUACAUGAAGAAGCUGAACAGAGAAGGUCUCUCUCCUGAACGAUGCAUCAAUCUUUUCCACUGCUUAUUUGAAGUGAAUGAUGAUUCCAUGCACAAAGAAAUUCAGACAUACUUGUCUUCACCAAAGAACAUCAAGCAAAACUUAUCUCCUGCCCACUGUUCAGCGCUGGCCCACAUGCUUUUGAUGUCUGAGGAGGUGCUGGAUGAGAUUGACCUGAAGAAAUACAACACAUCAGAUGAGGGACGCAGGAGACUGCUCCCAGCUGUGAGGUGCUGCAGAAAGGCACGACUUGCCGAGUGCAAUCUCUCAGAGAAGUCAUGUGGAAUGGUUGCUACUGUUCUACAGUCACCAAACUCACUGAUAGAGCUGGACCUGAGUCAUAAUGACCUGGGAGAUUCUGGAGUCCAUCUUCUCUCUAAAGGAUUGUCUAGUUCCCACUGCAAACUGCAGACCUUAAGGCUCAGUAACUGUGGUAUCUCAGAUGAAGGUUAUGUUUGUCUGGCUCUGGCUCUGAUGUUAAACCCCACCUGUGUAAAAGUACUGGAUGUGAACAACAAUCAUCCUGGAGAAUCAGCACAGAAUCUGUUAUCUGCUACACUGGAGGAUCCUCACCAAAAAGUUGAAGCACUUCAAUUUGCUGACUGUAAACUCACUGAUAAAUCCUGUGAGAUUGUUACUUCAGUUCUACAAUCACCAAACUCACUGCUACAUCUGGACUUGAAUCACAAUGAUCUGGGGGAUUCUGGAGUUCAGCUUCUCUCUAAAGGACUGUCCAGUUUUAACUGCAAAAUACACACAUUAAGGGUCUCUGAUUGUCUCAUCACAGAGAAGGGUUGUGGUUUUCUGGCUUCAGCUCUGUCUUCAAACCCAUCCCAUCUAAAAGAGCUGGAUCUGAGCUACAAUCAUCAUGGAGAAUCAGGAAUGAAGCUGUUAUCUGCUAGAUUGGAGGAUCCUGCCUGUAAACUGGAGAUACUUAAAACUGACCCUGCUUUAGAACAUGCUUUAGACAGAGCAAGAGCACGUUUGCUGAGAUGCUCCAGGAGAGUAGGAGCGUAUGUGGACCGUGAGGUCGGCACUCUGUCCUUCUACAGCGUCUCCUCUAAUACUCUCACACACCUGCACACCUUCACCACCACAUUCACUAGUGAGCCCCUACAUGCAGCGCUUUGGGUUCUUAAUACGGACUCAUCAGUAUCACUGAUCUAGACACACACACAUUCACACACACACACACACACACAUCUUCUGAGUCCACAGAGAUACACACACACACACACACACACACACACACCUUCUGAGUCCACAGAAAUACACACACACACACACACACACACACACACCUUCUGAGUCCACAGAGAUACACACACACACAAACAAACACAGGCCUGGUGCCUGUACUGUUAAGCUGACAAAUACAGAGCAUGUGAGCUGUACUGAGUUAUUAUUGUAAUCUACCAUUGUAAUCUACAGUAGUAUAUAAACACCUUUAAUCUACCAAUCACAUGUGAGCUGUACUGAGUUAUUAUUGUAAUCUACCAUUGUAAUCUACAGUAGUAUAAACACCUUUAAUCUACCAAUCACAUGUGAGCUGUACUGAGUACAAUAUAAACACC
Molecule: messenger RNA, 3398 nt
Organism: Sardina pilchardus (European sardine)
Lineage: Eukaryota; Metazoa; Chordata; Actinopteri; Clupeiformes; Clupeidae
Product: NACHT, LRR and PYD domains-containing protein 3-like
Exons: 10
Coding region: 1-2991 (996 amino acids)
Biological process (GO): intracellular signal transduction
Molecular function (GO): protein binding
Source: RefSeq, a predicted model, not a curated record